GGCUUGCUGAACUUUGUCUACCAGGACUUUUCGGAUCCGCUGAGUAUCGUUUCCCGCGAGCGAUGGUUUCAAUGCCUGGUGCGGCUGAUGCAGUUCGAGGAUGCCAUCGAUGCCGGCAACUACAUGUGGUACCUCGGAGCUCGACCAGACCUCCGCUAUUACGGGGAAGCCUAUGCCAGCGGACGUGGUCGGACCCCAGGAGGGGUCGAGCACAUCAGCCCACAUUGGGCCGCCGCUGAAUGCGCCGGCUUUCAGAACCUGCCUACCGCCAUGUACUUUAAUUCGUUCGCCCUUGUGCAAUUUGCCCACCUACACCCGCCCGCGCUUGUGCAGGUACUUCGUGAACUUCGUCUUCGUCGGACAUUGCUGCCUGAGAAAGUAACAGGCACACUGACUUCACGCCUACUCGGUCCCCCUGCAUCAGGUGGACCCGUUAGUGGCCUUCGGCUUGGCAGCCACUGCCUCAGAGUCAUCUUCAACAGGUGCGCAAGUUUCGAUACCUGGCAGGCAGCAGCUCAUCAAGAGAGUGAAGACAACUCACUCGGUUGA
Symbiodinium sp. CCMP2456 is the source of this 549-nucleotide messenger RNA. The record is from the annotation of a GenBank genome assembly. Lineage: Eukaryota; Dinophyceae; Suessiales; Symbiodiniaceae.